AUUUUUAGUUAGGCCACAUCGUAUAUGCAUAGAUCCUCUACUAUUUAGGGAGGCUUAGACCACCAUUCCCUCUUUUGGGGAACCACUCCUCCCCCUCUCUCAAAUCCUUUAGGGCUAGGGUUGGAUUGAAACAUCGUUCUGGGUUCAUUGCUGGUAAGCUACCUAGCCAAAUAGAAUGUUCUGUCGCGAUGUUUUAAGUUUGGGAAUAGUAUCAUCGUGGUGUGGAGGACGCUUCGGCAGGAUGGCCGCUGCGAAAGGCCGGCGGCAAGACGAAACACCAACAAUAGCUAGCCACGCAGUGCAAUAUGAUUAAUAUAAACUCUGUCGCGAUGUUUUAAGUUUGGGAAUAAGUAUCCAUCGUGGUGUGGAGGACGUUUCGACAGGAUGGCCGCUGCGAAAGGCCGGCGGCAAGACGAAACACCAACAAUAGCUAUCCACGCAGUGCAAUAUGAUUAAUAUAAACUCUGUCGCAUUCCGGAACUUCUGACAAUCGCCAUGAAUUGUGAGAUUUAAUUCCUCAGAAGAUAUGUCAGACGAUAGCGCUCGCGAACUCCUAAAGAAGCUUGGAAUUUCAAUUAAGCGAUUCAACACCGAGGCGCUACCGAUACAGCACCGCGAAACUUUCAACCUCAUCCGCUCCAUUCGACAUAGAACCUUGGAGGAUUAUAGUAAGGACAUAGCUUCUUUUCAGGGCAACGAGCCUUGGAGGGAACAGACUCAUGACAGAGUGAAAUGGAUCGCAUGUCGUGCCGCAAACCUGGUUAAUCAACGACGCAACGAGGCUGGAUGGAGAUCCUCACUUGAGAACGAUGUUUUUCAUAGAUUCCGGGUAGAGGUGGCUUGUCCUACAUGCAGAGCGCGAAUCUGGAAGUCCGAAUUGGAGGCUUACAACGGUUUGCCUUACGCGGAAGCCUGCAAGCUCGACGAGCGUAGAAGCAGGCGAAAGCAGUGUAAGUGCCCUCUUGAACAACGCCCAAGGGACUCGUACUACGAUGUUGGCGAAAAUCUACUUUUCGAUGACCGGGCCGAGGAAUUGAUAGUGUAUGGACCACUCGUGGAGAAGAUACAGCUCCCUAAUAAGAAACCCGAUCGGAUUUUUGGGCUGAAGAAGACGAAGGCUUUUGCCAAAAUUCUCGAUGUCGAUGGACGAGACGACGAGGAGGAUUGUAGAUGCAGUCCAUUCAAAUACUGCACUGAUCCCCUGUUGUUUCCGUUUCUGAUAAUCGAAGCUAAGCAGGACACGUCUGUCGGCUUCGAAAAAAUUGAGACACAAACAGCCCUUCCUAUUUGGGAACUGUUAAGGCUGCAAGACAGUAUUCGGGCUGAAGUAUCAGGGGAACCACACAGCGCUAGCCCUCUGGUUUGGUUCUUUGCAAAUAGAGGCGACAGCUGGAGAGUAUAUGGUUGUUAUGUCACUCAAACCGAGCCGAAACAAUAUGAAAUCCUGCAACUCUGGGAUGGAUGCAUCGCGGAGAAAGAUAACUCGUUACAGCUCCAGUUAAUCAUCGAUUACAUCGCCGACUGGGCAAGAGAUAUCUAUCGGCCAUCUAUUCUGAGGCAUCUCAAAUCAACCGUCUCGAAAAUUGCUUACGAUCAAGUGAGCCUCAGUAACGACAGCGACAUAUUCUCUCUAGCGAGUGCCUAUCACCUCACGAGAACAAUUUCCAAUUGGAUACCGGAGCCCCCACCGAUUAUAGACGUAGAUGAAACGCCCGAAGGAAUGGUGUGUGAUCCAGGACCUAUACUCCACAAAGACUUUCUGCCAAUUCCGAUACCCAACACCGAGCGUGGCUCGCUGCGAUCUGCGUCCCUCUUCGAGUCGAGAAUAUUUGGGUUGCGCCUAACAAAGCAGAACGUCAAGCACAUGCUGGAAUUUUCUAUGGGAAUUUACAGAGACUAUAAAAAAGCUGAGACGAUGGCAAGAGACAUCUUGAAGUUGUUUUCCAGGAGCGACUGCAUCGCGAUGCCGGAGACAGAUCUCGAUUUCCUCGAAGAGAGCUGGACAGGCGACGUGAGCGCCGAGGCUAGAGCAUCUACAUCCUCAAACUCAAGGACAUUCUACGUCUUUGUAGAAUUCUCUACGUUCAUCACGAAUACCUGGGACAUCGCGAAAGAAAUAUCCUAUCUAGCAGUGUCAAAGGCGGCAUUGGAUGAGCUAAUCACCGUUGCGGAUUUCAAGAAACGUCCCUCUGGAUUGAUCUCCAUAGCGCUGAGAGCUCGACCAUGUUCUCACACAGUGUGGCGCGAUGCCAUCGAAUGUCUUCGCCUUGGCUCUCCAUGGGAACAUUUCUGCGCCGCCAUCACUUGCACACAACUCUCUGUUUCCUCCCUUCCUGUACGAAUGCGCGCGGACUAUACCCCCGAUACAGAGGCGCUCAGCUUUACGUCUACAUCUCGCAACCCUCGCACUCAUGGUACUUCCCAAACACCGAUGCGAAGGAUCAUCGAAAGAUGGCACAAAUACAGCCGAAAGCAAUCUACCCCCAAGGUUCAGAGCGUGCCGCGGUUCUCGUGGGAGGUCAAUCCUGAGCCUCACCAGCUCAGCUUUAUCCGCGAUUUGGAGAGGACGCAGGUUACUUCCGAGCGGCAGGAUCACAAUAUUCAAAUAUGCAAAAGGUGCCGUUAUGUUAGCAACAAAUCUGAAGAAGAUCACAGAUUCACUCCCAUAGUUGCGCCACCGAUCCCGGAAUACGGAAUGGUCCUUGUGGCGACAUUGGAUCUCACAACCGCGCCGCCCACCAAACAUGAUAUCUGCCUAAUCGCGUUUGACAUCAUCCCUGAGAUAGCUGGUGGCUCCUCUGCUCUAGCGCUGGUUGUAGAUGACCUCCUGCAAAGCGGUUUGAUUUUCCAUACGAUCAGACAUCCACUACCACCCCGCUAUGCGAAUGAGCUGUCUAGUUGCGAUACCAUCUGGAACCUGCCUCUCCCCUAUCGACCGGUGACUAACAAGCAGCGGUAUGAUGUUAAGAACUGGUCUCUUGAGCUGCAGGGACUGGAGCCUGUGGUAUGGGUAUCGAAUGGGACGGGACAGCAGGUGGAUUAUUGGGAUAAUCUUCAGCUGUUGUUGCACUUUAUGAAACAGGGUUUGACGUGGAAAGAUGCCCGUGUAAAAGUGGAGGAUUUGGUAAAAAUAUCGAAGAGACGCUCGGGGUUUUAUUGGAGUGAUGAGUACACACGAUCGUUACGGAACUGAGUUGAGAGAGGGUCAUUUGGGCUAUGGAAGCAGACAAACGUGGAUUUCUUUGAUAGUAUUAUUAUAGCCCUAGUUCAAUAAGUAGCCGC
Molecule: messenger RNA, 3282 nt
Organism: Pseudogymnoascus verrucosus
Lineage: Eukaryota; Fungi; Ascomycota; Leotiomycetes; Thelebolales; Thelebolaceae
Exons: 4
Coding region: 527-3193 (888 amino acids)
Source: RefSeq, a predicted model, not a curated record